AUGGCCCUGGGAAUCAGUGCAGCUAAUUAUUUAACUAUCCAAGCCUCACACUUCAGAACAGACAAGAUCACCCAUGUCAACAUACAUGGAUGGAAAUCAGAUGAAUGGCAGCAAGACACGUGCAAUGUGUUCCUAAAAGUAGAAGAUGUGAAGUGCAUUAAUCUAGACUGGAUUAAUGGUUUGCUGAAAUAUAUCCACACUGUAAGCAAUCUCCGCGCUGUUGGUGCUGAGAUGGCUUAUUGUAUUGAUGUUCUUGUGAAAAAAUUUGGAUAUUCCCCUUCUAAAGUGCACUUGAUUGGCCACAGCUUGGGAGCUCAUCUGGCUGGGGAAGCUGGGUCAAGGACGUCAGGCCUUGGAAGGAUAACUGGGUUGGAUUCAACUGGGCCGGGUUUCCACAACACUCCAAAUGAAGUCAGGCUGGACCCCUCAGAUGCCAACUCUGUUGAUGUUAUUCAUACAAAUGAAGUUCGCUUCCUCUUCGAGCUUGGUGUUGGAACUAUUAAUGCUUGUGGCCACCUUGACUUUUACCCAAAUGGAGGGAAGCACAUGCCAGGAUGUGAAGAUUUAAUUACACCUUUAUUUAAAUUUGAUCUCAAUAUUUACAAGGAAGCUAAAUACUUUCUAAAAUUGUUUUCCUUCUUUGAUUGGAACCAUGCCCGAAGUCAUCGCUUUUCUGCUGAAAGCAUUCUCAAUCCCGAUGCAUUUAUUGCUUAUCCUUGUAGAUCCUACAGAUCUUUCAAAGCAUUUCCUGAGCAAGUUGUCCUUACUCAUAUCGUGGCUGGUGAACUGCUGUUCUUGGAAAGCUUGCCACCCAACCACUGGCACGUCCUCAAAACCUUCUUCAAGCUCUAG
This is a messenger RNA of Mesoplodon densirostris (Blainville's beaked whale), 852 nucleotides long. Its product is annotated as pancreatic lipase-related protein 3-like. The record is from RefSeq and is a predicted model, not a curated record. Gene Ontology annotation, molecular function: lipase activity. NCBI's taxonomy places the organism in Eukaryota, Metazoa, Chordata, Mammalia, Artiodactyla, Ziphiidae.